GCACCAGGGCUCGGGUCGGGUGGAUCGUCGUGCUCGCACCCACAUCGCCAUUUUGCCACCGCGAAUCCGCGACCACCAGCAGCUUCGUCGUUCCGUAGCUCAAAUCUUAUCCCGCUUCACCAACCAUGGCCGCGGCCUUCCUCCUCUGCCCCAGGCUCGCGCUGCCCCUGCGCCGAGGAUCCCGCCUCCUCGUGUCCUGCUCCGCCUCCGCCUCCUCGUCAGAUGCUGCUGGAGAGGUGGGAUUCCAGGGAAAGGUGGGAUUCUUGGGCCUCGGGAUCAUGGGCGCCCCCAUGGCAUCAAACCUCAUCAAGGCUGGUUAUGAUGUUACUGUUUGGAACAGGACCGAGAGCAAGUGUGAUCCUCUUCUCAGCCUCGGUGCCAAGUUUGAAUCUUCACCUGCCGGAGUUGCAUCAUCUUGCGAUGUGACCUUUGCGAUGCUUGCUGAUCCAGAAAGCGCGGCUGAGGUUGCAUGCGGGACCAAUGGAGCCGCAGAAGGGAUGGCCCCAGGUAAAGGUUAUGUUGAUGUGUCGACGGUCGACGAUGCAACAUCUAAGUUAAUCGGCAAACAUAUUACGAGUACCGGGGCAUCUUUUCUUGAGGCUCCAGUUUCAGGCUCGAAAAAACCAGCGGAAGAUGGACUGCUGAUCUUUCUUACCGCAGGUGAUGAAUCCUUGUACAAGAGAGUGGCACCCCUACUUGAUGUCAUGGGCAAGUCAAGAUUUUAUCUUGGGGAUGUCGGGAACGGCGCAACAAUGAAGCUCGUGGUUAAUAUGGUCAUGGGGAGCAUGAUGGUCUCCUUUGCAGAAGGGCUACUCCUUAGUGAAAAAGUUGGGUUAGACCCGAAUACCGUCGUCGAGGUUAUUUCUCAAGGCGCUAUCAAUGCCCCCAUGUUCUCCCUGAAGGGCCCUUCCAUGGUUAAAGCUGCAUACCCUACGGCAUUUCCCCUGAAACAUCAGCAGAAGGAUCUGAGGCUGGCGCUGGCCCUGGCAGAAUCGGUGUCGCAGUCCAUUCCUACAGCUGCCGCUGCGAAUGAGCUGUACAAGGUUGCGAAAUCGCUCGGCCUCGCUGACCAUGACUUCUCAGCGGUCAUUGAGGCGCUCAAGGCGAAAGUGCAGAGCUCGCAGCAGUAGAGAUUGUUGGUUCAGCUGGCCAAGUUUAACUGUGGCAUUUUUGUUUAUUUCCCAAUCUUGUUCAGACAGUUUGUGCCUGUCUUACAGGCAGAAUUUAUACAUGAAUAUAAAAUGAGUGGGGCGAAUGGAAUGAAUA
Molecule: messenger RNA, 1266 nt
Organism: Lolium rigidum
Lineage: Eukaryota; Viridiplantae; Streptophyta; Magnoliopsida; Poales; Poaceae
Product: glyoxylate/succinic semialdehyde reductase 2, chloroplastic
Exons: 12
Coding region: 126-1130 (334 amino acids)
Cellular component (GO): chloroplast
Molecular function (GO): NADP binding; NAD binding; glyoxylate reductase (NADPH) activity
Source: RefSeq, a predicted model, not a curated record